Messenger RNA from [Candida] anglica, 12098 nucleotides. Lineage: Eukaryota; Fungi; Ascomycota; Pichiomycetes; Serinales; Debaryomycetaceae. The record is from the annotation of a GenBank genome assembly.
AUGAAACUCUAUUCAAUAGGUCUGACCUUCUUGGCGGUCACACUGGGCAUUGCAGCUGCCUUCGUGUCACCCCUCGAAAGCAGCCCUCCUAGUAUUACUAGUGACAUUCUCAACUCGGCAACAAGCACGAGUCUCGUGAGCCCCCUGAUUACCGGCCGCUCUGUUAUUGAUCAACCUUUCUUACAGAAAAGAGACACUGCUGUGCCACUUGAUGUAGAACGUCCAACUGCUUGUAAUCCAACCAACUUGGGUUUGCAAUUCAAUGGUUUCAUUGCCAACUUCUACCCUUAUAAGUUUAACGAUACUGUUACCUACGCCCAACAGGCUUAUUUAGCUGGUGGCUAUAAGGCCAAUCCUAUGAUCGGAUCCAAAACUGUCUCCGGUUUGAUGGCUCUUCCACCUAAUCCAAAUUUCAAUGUUGGUACUAACACCGGCAAGGUUAUUAACAGUUAUAUCUACUCUUAUCCGUUGACCACCUCCAAUUUCACUCUUGAAAUUAUCUCUUGGUUUUACACCAAGUAUGGUAAUGGUGCUUAUGUUUUCCAAUUGUUGAACACUGAUGAUUCUGCCGCUAUUUUCAUUGGUGACGGGGUUGCUUCUGACUGUUGUUCGUACAGCGCCAGUGCCAAUCCUGGUAGUUACUCUAUCUUUAUUGCAAAGUCAUACGCUCAGUCUACUCCUGCGGCUCAAUUCACUGCUUACUUGGUUGCAAACACCUACUACCCCAUUAGAAUUGUUUACACCAAUAUCUUGAACAUUGCUGCCUUGACAAUUCAAGUUCUGUCUCCAGGAGGGAAUGGAUUUGGUGAUAUUUCAUCGCAACUUUACGUUCCUGGAAGUCAGGCCAACUACUGUCCCGACAAAUCUAUUACCACCGUCACCACCUCCUAUGCUUGUACUACUGCCUCGUGUACCACUUCAUAUUCCACAAACACUGGUGGAUCCACUACUCUGAUCUACCAGGCACUUCCAGUAGUAUACUCCACCACUAGUAUUGGGUACAACGGUGCUAGUACCAGUAUCACCACUGUGGGUACUGGCUACAUCCCCACCAAGACCGUGCAAGUCUACUACCCAACAGUAGACCCAGCACCCCCCAACGCACAUUAUCCAAAGGGUUGUUCUCCAACCAAUAUCCCAUCAACUAUUUUAGGAGGACAAAAUAGUGGUUUCCUUGCCAAAUUCUAUCGUUACCCCAUGAAUAACACAGACUACUACGACAAGUACGACUUUUUGUCCGGUGGAUACAAAUCGAUGGGUUAUCUUGGAUCAACAACCGUGAAUGGGGAAAUGCUGUUCAGUCUUGGUGAUAAUUCGUCACAACGAAAGAGUGGAUUUGUUUUUGGCUUUUAUACCGAUGUUUCCAAUUUCACAGUGGAAAUGACCACUUGGUUUUAUCCAAAGUACGGUGCUGGUGCAUAUGAUUUCCAGUUAUUAAGCGUCGAUGAUUCUGCCGCCUUGUGGAUUGGUGACGGGAUUGCCAUGGAUUGUUGCUCUUCCUCCACCAACAAGAACCCAGGUAACUACGGUAUUUUUGUUUCCAAGUCCUAUGCUCAAGAAUCGCCAGAUAUCCAAUUUACCGCCUAUUUGCUUGACGGUGUUUACUAUCCUUUGAAGGUUGUUUACACUAAUAUCAUCAACAUGGCUGUCCUUACUGUUCAAGUUCGGUCACCAUACCAUUCUGGUUUUGGUAACAUGAACUCUCAGAUGUUCCAACCGGGCGGUGACGUCGAUUAUUGUCCAAGCAAUGGCCUUACUACGGUAACUACGUCCUACACCUGUGCUUCUACUCUUCCUAGUUCUCAAUGUACUCCAUAUUGGACUACCUCUUCUAGUUGUACUAAGCCAUUGCUCACUUCAACAACUUGUUACGCCAAAGCGGUGACUCAGUUUAUCCCCGUGGCUCGUACAACUGUGACAGUGGAAGGAACUGGAACAGCAACUAGUACCACCACUAUUGAUGGUCCGUAUCUUGGUGCUACCACGACUAUUGAAGUCUUUGUUCCUCCACACGUGACCACACAGUAUCUUCCUGGAUCUGCUGCUAGUACUACUACCAAGGCGGCUAAUACUGUUGGUGGUACUUCUACCGUUCAAAUUUAUGUUCCUCCACAUGUUGUUACUGUGACAUCCACAUACACUGGCCAAACCACCAGUUACUCGACUGCCAAUGGUGCUACUCUUGGUGCCACCAGUACUGUGUUCGUGUUUAUUCCUCCACAACAAACCACAAUCACAACCCCUUGGGAUGGUUUCUAUGUCAGUACCAAGACUGUACCUCCUUCCGUUAGUGGCGGUACGACCACAAUCGAAGUAUUGACUCCAACUUUCAAUCCUACUGCAUCCCCUCCUGCUACUUUCACGCCUGGUGGUGCUUGUAACCCCCAAAGUACUGGUACUGUUGGUUUCCAAGCUGUAUUCUACGACUACACUUAUAAUGAUGAUACUUCUUCUAGAAGUAAGACUUGGUUAGCUAGUGAGUACAAACAACGUAAUGUUAUCACCACCCUCCAAGGAAUAACAGAUAUCAACUGGGCCGAUAACAGUCCUUCGAAUCCAAACGGUAUUAUCACCGUUUAUGGACAAAAAAUUCUUCAAGCUUUUACUUUGGAACUUACUGGUUACUUUAAGGCUACCGAAACUGGGUUGCACACCCUUAAUUUAGUUGUUGACGAUGGUGCUGCGGUCACCUUCGGAGAUGGUCAAGCUUUCAGUUGUUGUAGCAGUGAUGUCAUUGUUAGUGGGUCUGGAUUCUCCUUGUACGCACAUUGGCCAACCACAGCAGGAACCCCUGGUGUUUCAACUGCUUCAUACGCGCUUACUGCUGGCUAUUACUACCCUAUUAAGAUUGUAAUUGUUAAUAUGGGUGGUCCAUCCCAAUUAGGAUUUACCGUCAAGACACCAAGUGGGGCUGUGAUUAGCAAUUUCAAGAACGUUUACACAGUUCCUGACUUGCCAAAUAAUCAACAAUGUCCGGCUGCUGUCAAGACUAUCACCACUUCAUGGACUGGAUCUAGCACUACAACUACUACAAUCAAAGGUACUGGUCUGACCCCAACCGAUACCAUUGAGGUGUUGACUCCAGUAAAGCUCAUCACCACCACCACUUCCUGGACUGGUUUCUCAACCUUGACCAGUACCAUUACUCCAACAAACUCAGAUGGAACUACUACGGUAGAGAUCUAUACACCUCCACAUGUGACUACAAUCACUACAAAGUAUUCUGGUACAGCUGAGACAACCACCACAAUCGUACCAAGUGUUUCAGGAGGUACAACUACCAUUGAGGUUCUUGUUCCUUCUGCCACAGCAAGCGGAUGUGCACCUCAAAUGCCACUCGUUCCUGGUAUGAAUGCACUUUUCUGGACUUAUGUCUAUGGUGAUCAAACUUCCUCCUCAAGUAUUGGUUAUAUGACGGGUCAAUACAAGGAAUACCUGACCAAUAUCGGGAAAGCAGAUGGAAUCUCAACUAUUAACUUCAAUAUUACUCAAGCUGCUAAUCAAGCUUCUACAAUGACUGUCUAUGGACAAACUGUAUCUCAAAAUUUUAUGGUUGUUCUUAAUGGUUACUUUGUUCCCCCAGAAACAGGUGACUAUCAGUUUGAUCUUACUGUUGAUGAUGGUUGUGUAGUCCAAUUUGGUGCCAUGCAAGCCUUCCCUUGUUGUCAAUCGUCAAAAUCUGGAUCUAAUACGGAAGUCAGUAUGAUCGCUCAUUGGAAUAUGCAGACUUUGACAUACGGUGCAAACUCGGUUAUUUUCUCUCUUAAGAGCGGUGUUGCUUAUCCACUUAGAAUUGCAUACUCUAACAUGCUUGGUCCUGCUGUUUUAAACUUCCAAAUUAAGAACUCUCAAAUUCCUGGUUUUGAUUACACCCAACAUCUUUUCAACUUUGCAGACUCCACCAACACAUGUCCGGCUUUCCAAACAACGGUCACAACACCAUGGUCGCAAACAUUCACCUCUACCAGUACUAUUACCCCAUCCAAUUCGGACGGCACUACUACUAUUGAGAUCUUCACCCCACCACAUCAAACCACUCAAACAACUUCAUGGACCGGAACUUACACCUCUACCAGUACUAUUACACCAUCCAAUUCGGACGGUACUACUACCAUUGAGAUCUACACCCCACCACAUGAAACUACUCAAACAACUUCAUGGACCGGAACUUACACCUCUACCAGUACUAUUACCCCAUCGAACUCGGACGGUACCACUACUAUAGAGAUCUACACGCCACCACAUUUAACUACUGUUUCUACUUCAUGGACUGGUGACCACACGUUGACUAGUACAGUUUACCCAUCCAACUCCGACGGUACUACUACUAUUGAGAUCUACACUCCACCACAUGAAACUACUCAAACAAAUUCAUGGACCGGAACUUACACCUCUACCAGUACUAUUACCCAUCCAACUCUGAUGGAACCACUACUAUUGAGAUCUACACUCCACCACACGAAACCACUCAAACAACUUCAUGGACCGGAACUUACACCUCUACCAGUACUAUUACCCCAUCGAACUCGGACGGUACCACAACCAUUGAGAUCUACACCCCACCACAUUUAACCACUGUUUCCACUUCAUGGACUGGUGACCACACGUUGACUAGUACAAUUUACCCAUCCAACUCCGAAGGUACGACAACUAUUGAGAUCUACACCCCACCACAUGAAACCACUCAAACAACUUCAUGGACCGGAACUUACACCUCUACCAGUACUAUUACCCCAUCGAACUCGGACGGUACCACAACCAUUGAGAUCUACACCCCACCACAUUUAACCACUGUUUCCACUUCAUGGACUGGUGACCACACGUUGACUAGUACAGUUUACCCAUCCAACUCUGAUGGAACCACUACUAUUGAGAUCUACACUCCACCACAUGAAACUACUCAAACAACUUCAUGGACCGGAACGUACACCUCUACCAGUACUAUUACCCCAUCGAACUCGGACGGCACCACUACUAUUGAGAUCUACACUCCACCACAUUUAACUACUGUUUCUACUUCAUGGACUGGUGACCACACGUUGACUAGUACAGUUUACCCAUCCAACUCGGACGGUACUACUACUAUUGAGAUCUACACUCCACCACAUGAAACCACUGUUUCAACUUCAUGGACCGGAACUUACACCUCUACCAGUACUAUUACCCCAUCGAACUCGGACGGUACCACUACUAUUGAGAUCUACACUCCACCACAUGAAACCACUGUUUCAACUUCAUGGACCGGAACAUACACCUCUACCAGUACUAUUACACCAUCAAACUCCGAUGGAACCACUACUAUUGAGAUUUACACUCCACCACAUGUUACUACUGUUACUAAGACUUGGACUGGAACAUUUACUUCUACAAAAACUGAUGUUCCCGCUGAAUCCGGUGGAACCACAACUAUUGAGAUUUUGAACCCUCCUCUUGUCACCACUGUUCAUACUACUUGGACAAACACAUACUUGUCCACCACUACUAUUGAACCUAGUAUAUCAGGAGGAACCACAACGAUUGAGAUUUUUGAUCCACCACAUCUUACUUACCAUACAACACCAUGGACUGGAACGUACACGUCAUACAGUACUAUUACCCCAUCCAAUUCGGACGGCACAACCACUAUAGAGGUUUACACACCACCAAAGAUUACAACCGAAACGACUUCAUGGACCGGAACUUACACCUCUACCAGUACUAUUACACCAUCCAAUUCGGAUGGUACUACUACUAUUGAGAUCUACACCCCACCACAUGAAACUACUCAAACAACUUCGUGGACCGGAACUUACACCUCUACCAGUACUAUUACCCCAUCCAAUUCGGACGGUACCACUACCAUUGAGAUCUACACCCCACCACAUGAAACUACUCAAACAACUUCGUGGACCGGAACUUACACCUCUACCAGUACUAUUACCCCAUCCAAUUCGGACGGUACCACUACCAUUGAGAUCUACACUCCACCACAUGAAACCACUGUUUCUACUUCAUGGACCGGAACCUUCACAUCUACUAGUAUCAUCACCCCAUCCAACUCGGACGGUACUACUACUGUUGAGAUCUACACCCCACCACAUGAAACCACUCAAACAACUUCAUGGACCGGAACUUACACCUCUACCAGUACUAUUACCCCAUCCAAUUCGGACGGUACUACUACUAUUGAGAUCUACACUCCACCACAUGAAACCACUGUUUCUACUUCAUGGACCGGAACCUUCACAUCUACUAGUAUCAUCACCCCAUCCAACUCGGACGGUACUACUACGGUUGAGAUCUACACCCCACCACAUGAAACUACUCAAACAACUUCAUGGACCGGAACUUACACCUCUACCAGUACUAUUACCCCAUCGAACUCGGACGGUACUACAACCAUUGAGAUCUACACCCCACCACAUGAAACCACUGUGUCUACUUCAUGGACCGGAACCUUCACAUCUACUAGUAUUAUCACCCCAUCCAACUCGGACGGUACUACUACGGUUGAGAUCUACACUCCACCACAUGAAACCACUCAAACAACUUCAUGGACCGGAACUUACACCUCUACCAGUACUAUCACCCCAUCGAACUCGGACGGUACCACUACUAUUGAGAUCUACACUCCACCACAUUUAACGACUGUUUCCACUUCAUGGACUGGUGACCACACGUUGACUAGUACAGUUUACCCAUCCAACUCCGACGGUACUACUACUAUUGAGAUCUACACUCCACCACAUGAAACCACUCAAACAACUUCAUGGACCGGAACUUACACCUCUACCAGUACUAUUACCCCAUCCAAUUCGGACGGCACUACUACUAUUGAGAUCUACACUCCACCACACGAAACCACUCAAACAACUUCAUGGACCGGAACUUACACCUCUACCAGUACUAUUACCCCAUCCAAUUCGGACGGUACCACUACCAUUGAGAUCUACACUCCACCACAUGAAACCACUGUUUCUACUUCAUGGACCGGAACCUUCACAUCUACUAGUAUCAUCACCCCAUCCAACUCGGACGGUACUACUACUGUUGAGAUCUACACCCCACCACAUGAAACCACUCAAACAACUUCAUGGACCGGAACAUACACCUCUACCAGUACUAUUACCCCAUCGAACUCGGACGGUACCACUACUAUUGAGAUCUACACCCCACCACAUGAAACCACUGUUUCUACUUCAUGGACCGGAACCUUCACAUCUACUAGUAUUAUCACCCCAUCGAACUCGGACGGUACUACUACUGUUGAGAUCUACACCCCACCACAUGAAACCACUCAAACAACUUCAUGGACCGGAACUUACACCUCUACCAGUACUAUUACCCCAUCCAAUUCCGACGGUACUACAACCAUUGAGAUCUACACCCCACCACAUUUAACCACUGUUUCCACUUCAUGGACUGGUGACCACACGUUGACUAGUACAGUUUACCCAUCCAACUCUGAUGGAACCACUACUAUUGAGAUCUACACUCCACCACACGAAACCACUCAAACAACUUCAUGGACCGGAACUUACACCUCUACCAGUACUAUUACCCCAUCCAACUCGGACGGUACUACUACUAUUGAGAUCUACACUCCACCACAUGAAACCACUCAAACAACCUCAUGGACCGGAACUUACACCUCUACUAGUACUAUUACCCCAUCGAACUCCGAUGGAACCACUACUAUAGAAAUAUUUACACCGGUAAGCUCUUUAUCAUCUGUUGCCUCCACAUCUGAUGAACCAUCUUCCGUUGGUUCCUCAUCUGCUGAAUCAUCAUCUGUUGCUUCCUCAUCUGUGGAAUCAUCAUCUGUUGAACCAUCUUCCGUUGGCUCCUCAUCUGUUGAAUCAUCAUCUGUUGCUUCCUCAUCUGUUGAACCAUCUUCUGUCGCUUCAUCAUCUGCUGAACCAUCUUCCGUUCCUUCCUCAUCUGUUGAACCAUCAUCUGUUGUUUCUUCAUCUGCUGAGCCAUCAUCAGUUGUUUCUUCAUCUGCUGAGCCAUCAUCAGUUGUUUCUUCAUCUGCUGAGCCAUCAUCAGUUGAACCAACUUUCAGCUCAACCGUUGUUCCUUCGUCUUUGGAAUCUAGUAGUGGAUACUCUACCUUCUCAUGGUCGAACUCCACAUCUUCGUCCGUUCCAUCAUCCGAAUGGUCUAGUGCAUCAGCUUCUUCGGCUUCUUUGACAUCAUCAUCAGUUGCUUCCUCAUCAGUUGCCUCAUCAUAUGUUGAAUCAUCAUCCGUUGCUUCCUCAUCUGUUGAAUCAUCUUCUGUUGCUACAUCAUCCGUUGAAUUAUCUUCCGUUGGUUCCUCAUCUGUUGAAUCAUCUUCUGUUGCUACAUCAUCCGUUGAAUCAUCUUCCGUUGCCUCCUCAUCUGUUGAACCAUCUUCCGUUGCUUCAUCAUCUGCUGAACCAUCUUCCGUUGCUUCCUCAUCUGUUGAGUCAUCUUCUGUUGCUUCCUCAUCUGUUGAAUCAUCAUCUGUUGAACCCUCUUCCGUUGCCUCCUCAUUUGUUGAAUCAUCAUCUGUUGCUUCCUCAUCUGUUGAAUCAUCAUCUGUUGAAUCAUCAUCUGUUGAAUCAUCAUCUGUUGCUUCCUCAUCUGUUGAAUCAUCAUCUGUUGCUUCCUCAUCUGUUGAAUCAUCAUCUGUUGCUUCCUCAUCUGUUGAAUCAUCAUCUGUUGCUUCCUCAUCUGUUGAAUCAUCAUCUGUUGCUUCCUCAUCUGUUGAAUCAUCAUCUGUUGCUUCCUCAUCUGUUGAACCAUCUUCUGUCGCUUCAUCAUCUGCUGAACCAUCUUCCGUUCCUUCCUCAUCUGCUGAGCCAUCAUCAGUUGUUUCUUCAUCUGCUGAGCCAUCAUCAGUUGUUUCUUCAUCUGCUGAGCCAUCAUCAGUUGUUUCUUCAUCUGCUGAGCCAUCAUCAGUUGAACCAACUUUCAGCUCAACCGUUGUUCCUUCGUCUUUGGAAUCUAGUAGUGGAUACUCUACCUUCUCAUGGUCGAACUCCACAUCUUCGUCCGUUCCAUCAUCCGAAUGGUCUAGUGCAUCAGCUUCUUCGGCUUCUUUGACAUCAUCAUCAGUUGCUUCCUCAUCAGUUGCCUCAUCAUAUGUUGAAUCAUCAUCCGUUGCUUCCUCAUCUGUUGAAUCAUCUUCUGUUGCUACAUCAUCCGUUGAAUUAUCUUCCGUUGGUUCCUCAUCUGUUGAAUCAUCUUCUGUUGCUACAUCAUCCGUUGAAUCAUCUUCCGUUGCCUCCUCAUCUGUUGAACCAUCUUCCGUUGCUUCAUCAUCUGCUGAACCAUCUUCCGUUGCUUCCUCAUCUGUUGAGUCAUCUUCUGUUGCUUCCUCAUCUGUUGAAUCAUCAUCUGUUGAACCAUCUUCCGUUGCCUCCUCAUUUGUUGAAUCAUCAUCUGUUGCUUCCUCAUCUGUUGAAUCAUCAUCUGUUGAAUCAUCAUCUGUUGAAUCAUCAUCUGUUGCUUCCUCAUCUGUUGAAUCAUCAUCUGUUGCUUCCUCAUCUGUUGAAUCAUCAUCUGUUGCUUCCUCAUCUGUUGAAUCAUCAUCUGUUGCUUCCUCAUCUGUUGAACCAUCUUCUGUCGCUUCAUCAUCUGCUGAACCAUCUUCCGUUCCUUCCUCAUCUGUUGAACCAUCAUCUGUUGUUUCUUCAUCUGCUGAGCCAUCAUCAGUUGUUUCUUCAUCUGCUGAGCCAUCAUCAGUUGAACCAACUUUCAGCUCAACCGUUGUUCCUUCGUCUUUGGAAUCUAGUAGUGGAUACUCUACCUUCUCAUGGUCGAACUCCACAUCUUCGUCCGUUCCAUCAUCCGAAUGGUCUAGUGCAUCAGCUUCUUCGGCUUCUUUGACAUCAUCUUCGGUUGCCUCAUCAUCUGUUGAACCAUCAUCUGUUGCUUCCUCAUCUGUUGAAUCAUCAUCUGUUGCUUCCUCAUCUGUUGAACCAUCUUCCGUUGCUUCCUCAUCUGCUGAAUCAUCAUCUGUUGCUUCCUCAUCUGUUGAAUCAUCAUCUGUUGCUUCCUCAUCUGUUGAAUCAUCAUCUGUUGAAUCAUCAUCCGUUGCUUCCUCAUCUGUUGAACCAUCUUCUGUCGCUUCAUCAUCUGCUGAACCAUCUUCCGUUCCUUCCUCAUCUGUUGAAUCAUCAUCUGUUGCUUCCUCAUCUGUUGAAUCAUCAUCUGUUGAAUCAUCAUCCGUUGCUUCCUCAUCUGUUGAAUCAUCAUCUGUUGCUUCCUCAUCUGUUGAAUCAUCUUCCGUGGCUUCCUCAUCUGUUGAACCAUCUUCCGUUGGUUCCUCAUCUGUUGAACCAUCUUCCGUUGCCUCCUCAUCUGUUGAAUCAUCAUCUGUUGCUUCCUCAUCUGUUGAAUCAUCUUCUGUUGCUACAUCAUCCGUUGAAUCAUCUUCCGUUGGUUCCUCAUCUGUUGAACCAUCUUCCGUUGCCUCCUCAUCUGUUGAAUCAUCAUCUGUUGCUUCCUCAUCUGUUGAACCAUCAUCUGUUGUUUCCUCAACCGUUGUUUCCUCAUCUGGAGGUAUUCCGUCAGUAACGCUGUCGACAUAUUCUACUUCAUCGUUUGUAUUACCAUCAGGUUGUACCUUCUUACAUAAGCGUGACGAGACUAUGGCUUACGGGUGUCCAUCCUCUUCUAGUGAAAAUACUGUGUCAACGAGUACCACAACAAUCCCAACACCUGCUACAUCUUCAUUCGUCUUGCCAUCUGGUUGUACGUUCAUACAAAGUGACGACGGUGCAAUGACAUAUGGAUGUACAUCCUCAUCCACUUCCAGUAGUUUGACUUCACCACAUGUCACCACUGUGACUACUGAGGGUACUGGUAGUGUGACCAAGACUAUUACCAUCACUCCUACUGGAACUGAUGGAACCACCACCAUUGAAAUCAUCACUCCAAAGCCUACUGGCACUCUGCCACAUGUCACCACUGUGACUACUGAAGGUACUGGUAGUGUGACCAAGACUAAUACCAUCACUCCUACUGGAACUGAUGGAACCACCACCAUUGAAAUCAUCACUCCAAAGCCAGGUAAGACUAACGAAGUUACGGUAACCAAACCAGAUACAACUAUCAUUACCGUAACUUCUUGUUCUGAAAACCUGUGUACAGCAGUACCAGUCACGACUGGUCAAACUGUUGUGACUAUCACAGUUGAUGAUACUGUUACCUCGUACACUACUUAUUGCCCACUUUCUUCCGAGGCGGCUACUUCUGUAGAUGGAACAGUGACAAAGCCAAGCACAACGGUUCUUACAGUUACAUCAUGUUCAAAUAAUAAGUGCUCGGAAGUUCCAAUCACUACUGGUCAAACGGUUGUUACUGUCACAGUGGAUAAUACUGUUACAUCCUACACAACCUUCUGUCCCCUUUCAGGUACAGCUACUUCCCCUCAAGCAACAGCUAUUACCACCACAGGACAGGAUUCCAACGGAACUGACUCUGCCAACCCAGAAAAACCUAUUGCUGAUGGCACAUCUGAUGGACCUACAAAUAAUGGAUCUUCUAAUCCAAAUGCUCCAGGUUCUGGUAACGAUUCACCUUCUGAUGGUGCAUCACAAAAUGGCUCCACUGGAAAUUCCCCUGAUUCCGACGGUGAACAACCAGUUCCAGCUGCUGGCAAUGAAUCUUCAUCUGAGGGUUUGCCACAGAAUGGCUCCACGGGAACAAAUUCCCCAGGUGCCGAAGGGGAUCAAUCUGCUCCAGCCGCUGGCGAUUCUUCAGAUUCAAAUACUCCUGAACCUAAUCCAAUGGCUACAGGUGCUGAACCUGAAAAUGUACCUGCCCAAGGAAUCCCAGAAACCAUUUGCUCUGAAGGUAAGUGCAGUGUUGUUGCUUCAACACCUACUCAACUAGUUGCCCCAACUACUGUUGCUCAAUCGGUACAAUCUAACGCCACUGACUCCUCUUCACCAGAGCAAGAACACGUAACAUCACAACGUGCGUCUACAGUUCCUACUACGGCUACUUCAGUAACCAAGGCUGGCACUUCCUCUACAUCAAGUGUUGUCACUUCUGCUCCAGCUAGUGUCACCACUGGUGGUUCAGGUAAGAUUGGAUUGUCGGGGUCUACCCUUUUUGCAGCUUUGUUGGCCUACAUGUUGGUAUAG